AUUUUGAAUUAAAUCACCGUGUACUUCGUAAGCGAAUACCAAUCAACUACUCUGUAGAAGAAGAAGAUGUUGCAGAAGGUGUUCUUGCAGAAGAAGAAGAAUGCCUUAAAGAUGGCGAAACCUUAUUGCCUAAGCAAAGAAAAAGAAAGCGGCAAGUGGUACGAGGUCAAGUUGCUGUGGACCAAAAAGAGACAUCAGAUAGGGUCUGGGAGAGCUCAGAGUGUGGCCACUGUGGAAGGGUAUUCAGCCGAAAGUAUAACUAUCAGAGACAUUUCCGACUGGUACAUGCUGGGAGAAGGUCAUACAAGAAAUAUAAAAGAGUGGGAAAAGUUAGGUUGGAAGCAGGGCAAAGGGCCCAGAUUAAUGAGGACAAUCCUGAUGUCAAAACACUUUCUAAAAAACAAAUCCCUAAUGACGGUAAACCAGCUGAGAAUGGAGAGAAGCCUUUUGUAUGUGACAAGUGUGGCAAAAGUUAUUCCUCUUCUGCAUUUCUUCAAAACCAUCAACAAAUGCACUGCGCUGUCAAAACCGUUCCAGAGAAGCCUCACAAGUGUUCAGUAUGUGGAAAAGGCUAUUCCUACCUCGAGUCACUUAAAAAACAUCAACUAGCCCACUCUCCGCUCAGUCCUGCUAAGAACAAAUUAAGUGAGAAGCCCUACAAGUGCAGUCAGUGUGAGAAAGCAUAUUCAUAUCUAGCAGCUCUCCAUAAACACCAGCAAAAUCAUGGAGACUUCUUGCCAUUUAAAUGCCCCGACUGUGGAAAGCAAUAUCAACACUGGUCACUCAUGAAAAUCCACCAGCGCAAGCAUACCAAUGACCAGCCUUAUCAAUGCCUCCAUGCAGCAAAAAAUUCAAGCACAGGUGUAGUCUGUACCAGCACCAGGUCACACAUAAGAAACCACACAGGUGCCCAAUAUGUGACAAAGCGUUUGCCACAGCACAGAGCAUGAGAAGUCACCAGAAACUACAUCAAGAGAAGCCAUUCAGGUGUCCACAAUGCCCUAAGGGAUAUAGUACAGAAAGUUUGCUCAAGGACCAUCUUUCUAGUCAUGCUGGAAAAAAGAUCUACAAUUGUAAUGACUGUGGGAAAAGUUUUAGAAAUCUCAACAAUCUGCAGGAUCAUCAAAACAUACACACUGGUCAGACACCCUACCAGUGCCAGUUGUGUCUCAAGGAGUUUUCAUGGCUUGGAAGCUUAGUAAAGCACCAGAAAGUCCAUGAUAAAAUGAAUACAUCUGCCAAUGUCCCAACACAAGCUGUGAUACCCGGUCCAUCAAAAAAGAUUCCAAAGAAGAGAGGAAGAGGGAGGAGGAAAGGUUUUCGGAAGCGCAUGGCUCUUCUUAAGAAGAAGAACAUUGCAGUGGUACAAGAAAUUAACGCUGAGAUGCCAGACCAAAAUGUUAUUGAGACAUCUACUGAAAACCAGAGAACAGAGGACAAGGAGGAACCUGUGAGACAAGAGAAAGAGGAAGAAAAGUUGCUGCCAGAAUCAGCUGAGCCACAAAAAGAAAAUGUUUCUGAGACCCCUUCCCAGCUCAUUGAAGAAAAGGUGACUAGUGAUUCCUUGGAGGUACAAAACAAUGAUGUGAAACAACAUUCAUCUAAUGAGACAGAACAGCAGCCAGCUGAAGAUUCCAUUACAGAGACUGAUGACCUCAUAGUGCAGGCCAAGCCUAGUGAUACAGAGCCAAGUAUACCAGAUACAGAAGAUCAAGAAGAAACCAGAGAAGACACACAGACUGAUUCUCAGCAAGAAAAAGUUGAAGACUCCUUGACAAAUAAAUGCAUAGAGAUUCAAAGAGAUGAUAUACAAAAAGAAACGGUAGAGAAACCCAAAGAAAGCUUUCCCUCAAAGUGCAUCAACCUGGAUCGUAGAGGAGUUCUAGAACAAAAGUGUGCAGAGCUAAAACGCAAAGUCAUGCAGAGCAAGUCUUUAGAAGACUCGUCAGAUGCUAGUCUCCCAAAUAAAACCACACAAGGGCAUGGUGGUGUCUUGGAGCAAAAAUGUGCUGAGCUUCAACGAAAGGUGGUAUGGAAUGAGACACUUAAAGAGCAGACGGAUAAACUGAAUUCUAGCCGAGUUCAUCAAGAACCAAGAGGUGUUUUGGAACAAAAAUGUGCAGAACUGCAGCAGAAAGUUGUCCGUAGAGAGAUGUUUAAGAUACAGAGAAAUGAGGUCCCCCUGAACAGGCCUGCACAAGAACGAAGAGGGCUCUUAGAAAGAAAAUGUGCUGAGCUGCAACGCGAAGUUGUAAGGAAGGAAAGGUUGAGGGAGCAAAGGGACAAGGCAUACAUAAGCUGUCCAACACCUGAGCAAAAAGUAACUUUAGAACAAAAAGUCACCGAGGUGCAACAAGAAUUAGCUCAAAAGGAGAUGCUUAAAGGGAGAAGGGAAAUGAUGCACCCAAGAAUUCCUGUGAAUGAACACAAAGGUUUUCUGGAAAGAAAGUGCACAGAGCUGCAGAGAAAUUUUCUGCAGCAUGAGAAGAUGGCUGAGUUAAGAAACAAGGUUUCUCCAAAAACCAAUACACAGGAGCAGAAAAGAAUUUUGGAGCAGAAAUGUGCUGAGCUCCAGAGGAAGCUUGUGUAUCAGGAAAAAUUAAAGGAACAAAGACAUGAUAUGCACCCAGUCACACAUUCUCAUGAUCAGAGAAUGAUAAUGAAUCAAAUGUGUGUGGAGCUACACAAAGAAAAAUCAAAGGAUCAGAGAGGAGAGAUCCAUCCAUACCCUUAUCCUUAUCCCUAUGGAAAGAAAAUGGCAUUGAACCAGAUGUGUGUAGCACUACACAAAGAAAAGACAAAAGUACAAAGAGAAGAGAUUCACCCCUACACACACCCACAUGGGCAGAAAAUGGUUCUGAAUCACAUGUAUGCAGAGCUGCACAAAGAGAAGCCAAAGGAGCACAGAGGGCCCAUCCACCCAUAUACUUACACACAUGGACAGAAAAUGGUUUUCAAUCAGAUGUGCUCAGACAUGCACAGGGAAAAGGCAAAGGAGCAGAGAGGAGAGAUGUAUCCAUAUAUUCAUCCACAUGGCCAAAAAAUGGCCCUGAAUCAAAUGUAUGUGGAUCUGCACAGAGAGAAGGCAAGGGAACAUAGAGAGGAGAUUCACCCAUACACUUAUCCACAUGGACAGAAGAUGGUUCUGAAUCAUAUGUAUGCAGAGCUGCACAAGGACAAAUCAAAAGAACAGAGAGCAGAGCUUCAUCCCUACACUCAAGCUUAUGGACCUAAAAUGGUCUUGAAUCAAAUGUGUUCAGAAUUUCACACAAAAGCUAAACAACAGAGGGAUGAGAUAAACCCAGGUACUUCUCCACGUGAACUAAAGAGGGCUUUAAAUCAGGUUUGUGAAGAGUUACAGAUGAGGAACCAUUGGAAUGUGAUCAACCCAAACAUUUCCCCUGAGCCAAAAAGAACUCUAGAACACAAGAUGGAAAUGCACAGGGGGAUUGUACAGAAAGGGACCAUGAAGGGACACAGAGAUGGUAUCCACCCAGGCUUUCUCCAUUCAGAACAUAGGAGAACUCCUGAAGUGUGUACAGAAGUUCAAAAAAGACCUAUACAUAGAGAAUUGCUCAAAGAAAAAACAAAGGAGACCUAUCCAAAUAGCAUACAGCGUGAACCGAAAUGGACUGUCAGACAAUCUUUACCAGAACCCCACAGUGAAUUUGAGCAUAACAUAAGGAAAUACAAAGAUGAAAUUCUUCAGAACAGUCUUCCGCAUGAGCAGAGGAAGGUUCCAGAGCAAAGGUUCUUAGAAAACGAAUACCCUCAUGUGGAAGAGAGGCUAGAGGAUCAGAGGCAUGCCAUGCAAGGGAACAGAUUUCCUCCGAACCAGAAACAGUUCCUACAGCAAAAGUGUGCUGAGCUGCAGAAACGUGGUGAACCAGAGAAGGAUGCGCAGUUGCUUAAGUGCUUUGACUGUGGAAAAACAUUCAUCCAGGAGAGUGACCUUCACCAGCACUACAUGGCCCAUGCAAGGGGUGACCUUUAACCUUUUGUCAUUUAACAGAAAUGUUUAACAUCAUGGCCAAUGAUAAUUUUUAUAUGGUAAAGGGGAGCACACAUAAAGAACAUUUUGAAUAUUAUUGUAGAAAGAAAUAGAACAGGGAUUUUAACAGAAUGAUUGAAGCGAGAGAUAUAUUACUGUGGUUUCAAACAGGAUCAUUCCUAUACUGGAUGAAAAUUAUAGUAAUUUUCUAUAAAAAAAUGCCAAGAAAUGUAUGAUUUGGUAUCUUACAACAUGUAAGAAGUUUAGUUGUCACUAACUUUUGUAUUACAUUCAUGAAAUGAUUAAGUCAGAAAUGUUCAAUAGAUAGAUAUUUAGCUCAAAAGGAAAAGGGCCAACAGUUUACAGAUUGUCUGUGUGGGAUAAAUCUAAAAGAGUAGUAUUCUUUAAAGUAUUCGUUUUCAUAUCCGUGCCAAGUGCGCAGCCAUCCUAUAAACAGACUUUUUCUAAAGAAUAGGUACGAGAACUGUAAGUUAAAGGCUAUUUUAAGCUAGAAACAGAGCAUGCUUAAAAAAAAGUUAAGCGAAUUAUUGGAAAUUUAAGGUCAUUGAGUGAUCUGAUUCUGAAUGCUUGCUCUUAAAAGAGCAGGACCAUUCCUGCUAAUGAGACAAUUGCGAAACUAAAGUGUAGUAGAUAGUUGUGUGUUUUCAUUCAUUUAUUUUUUAAUGUUUAAAGCCGUAUGUACCAAAAUUUAAAUAUUUAUUGUGUUAUAUAUAUAUAUAUAUAUAUCACUGUAUGUGCGUGUGUGUAUAUAUACCUAUAUACAAUAUAUAGAUAUAUAUACACUGUAUUUAGCCAUAUGUAAUUAAACUGAACACAAAGUGUUUUGCUUUCAGUGUAGAGUUUAAAUGGCUCUCACAGUAAAAUGAGGCAUUACUAAAUGUGCAUGUACAGUAGACACUCAUUUCAUCCAUUUCUUUGGUCAUUCAUUUUUUGCUGGGAAUGUUUCCAACCAUUUAAUUUUCAUCAGUCAGUCAAAGAAACUUGCACCACUUAACAUUAUCUAGAAGCACCCUAUGUGUGUGUGUGUUCCUCUGUGUAGCAAGCUCUUGAAUGUGGCCAUUAAAUAAUCUAUAUUUUCAUGCUCUCAUCAUAAAAAGCUUAUUUGUCUGCUUGUUCAUAAAUAUUUGAUCAACAGGGUAACAGGUAUUAAAACCAUUGUUCAAUAGGCUUAAAAAUUUAGCAUUAAAAUAACAGACAUAUAUAUGAGAAGCCUUUAAUUGAUACCUCAGUAAACACAGUAUGAAAAUAUUUUAUGGUUCAGCUUCAGCUUUUGACUUGGAUUUAUAAUUUUUAGUCAUGCACCCUUUUGGGUGGACAAACACAAACUGUGAAGUUUUUUUGUUAAUGAAAUGUUUCUUAUUAAUGUAUUGGAUUAUGAAUACAUUUUCUAACCAGUUAAAACAAACAUGUAAUUAGUCAACCAAUCCGUGUCUACCUGUCUAAUAGCUUGUAUUUGCAUGACUUUAAUGAUUAUCUAUAAAUAUGUUACUCUAGUCUCUUAUUAACUAAUAAGAAAUUAAGUAGCUAGGAUUCUAGCAGUACUGGUCCUUCAUAGACUAAAGAGGUGACAUAGGUUUAUCUUAAAGUUCGACCUCAACCCUUCCACUUAAAUAGACUACAUUAAUAUGAGGAUUUGUCAUCCAUGGUGCAGUGUUUGCAAAGAUUACAAUGGCUAAGCUUAUGGCAGGAGAGCAAGUACCACAAAAUUUUCUUCUAAGCACAAAAAAUAAUUAGCCAAAAUACCUUGUCUUAAGAAAAAAAUAAGUCUGAAUUUUCAUUCUUAAUUUACUAAACAAAGUUGAUGUGGUAUGCUGCCAAAAUGUUAAGUGUGUUAAAAGCAUGACUUAGCGUUCACGUUUAUGUUGCAUGAGAUACUUUGACAAUGAUUUGACAAUCUGCUGCAUUACAAUUUUUAUUAGUUUAUAUAAUGUAAGUUUAUCUGUGUGUGCCUAUUAAGUCCUUUAAAUCAAGUUUUUACCGUUAAAAUGUUAGUAUUAUCAUUUUACAGAUGCAGUUACUAACCUUGAAUGUUUGUUAUACACUAUUAAAUAGACAACAUGGCCCUUGUUUAUCAAAAUAAAUUAGAAAUGUAUCUAAAUAAAUGCUUACAAAGAUUUAGAUUAAACGUACAGUGCACAAGCAUGCUUAUAAGAAAUAAUUCUUACUGAGCCUAACUGCUCUUUUUGCAGGUGCUUGUGUAUGGACAGUUUGAUUUGCUUAUGCCUGUGUUACAUCUUAUAAUGUGAACUAAUGCCUUAAAAAUUGUAAUUAAUUUAUUAUUAGCAACAUUAAAUAAAGUGAUAGUUCUGAAAACCGUCCAAAACAGAAAACCCCUGUCACAGCUAACAGCAGAUGACUUUAGCAGAAGUAAAAAUCCAGUGCAUAAGUAUACCUCAGAAAAACAUAUUACUAGUACUGCUUUAGUGUGCACAUGUUAAAGUGGACAGAGUUCAGUUCAUUACAGUAUUGUGCAUAUUCUAAUGUACAAAUAACUAGUCACUUCAUUCAACUGGUGUAGCAUGCACCAAUUGAUGCAGUUGCUUAUAUGACUUCAUUUGAUUGAUUCUUUUUAUUUGAAAAUGUUCUACUUUAUGGUUAAAAAGUGAUAAAGAAAGGUAACAUUUUUCAAGUGCAGUACGUUAUUCUGAUGUUUAUAACGGAGGUAAGGCAGUCCUGGAAAUUGGAUCUGGAAUAUAUGUGAUGGUCUGGACAUAUUGGUAGUUUCUCCAUAUGUAGUUUGGUAGUUUCUCCAUAUGUGGUUGAAGCUUUGUCUUGAUCUUUAGAUUUAAGAAUUAUUGGCAUGCUGUGCUAUAAGGGUGAUGAAAAUUUCACUUGGUACAACUUUUUUUUUUAUAUAAAGUUCAAGCAAAUUUUAGGAAAGCUCACAAAACAGACCUUAAGUGAAUCAUAUAAUUGUGGACCAUGGUUGAAAUUAAAGAAGAGUGCUUUUUAUGAAAAUCCAGGUAGCCCUUGUUUAUGUAACAUAUACUAUAUGGGAAUCGGCAAUAAACUACCGAGUCAUGAAGCUGAAGUGGAAAUAAUUAAAACUUUUGAAAAGUAUCUAGAUGAGUUAUUAGGAGUGUUGUGGACAGAAAAGCGUAAUUUUGUUUGUCAAACCUCCUAUUUUUAUAACUUGAUGUAAAUGCUGACAUAUAUCAAGUACUGCAUAUGCUAUUUUUGGGCUCACUUUCUGUUUAAGAUGUCAUAACUGAAACGCAAAAGAAAUUAGAGCUAUUGGACUCUGUCCAUCCUUGCUUUUGUUUGCCUAACUUUCAUUAUUCUGUCACAAAAUAAUGUUUCACGUCUGGUCAGAUGUGUACGCUAGUUUUUAUUUUUUCCACAUAAAUUUGUGGGAAUCUAUACAUAUGUAAUAAGUAUACAGAUUAAUAGUAACGGGUAUAAGAAAUCUUUACAGAACCCUUUGGAAUGACUUGGAUUUCUGCAUUAAUUACUCCUAUAACUAUUGUCUUUAACUAAGCCACAAUAGUAGUCAAACAUAAUCUGUUCAAACUAAUAAUGUGUAAACAAUUGUGCUUCUUCCUAUCAAAUAGCUUGUUUAUAAAUAUUUCAUCAAUAGAGUAAAAGAUGUUAAAAAGAGAGUGUAGUAAUCUUUAAAUAUGUUGUCAAUCCUAAACAUGCAUAGUACAGACGGGUAAAACGUGAUCCUCUAUAAUACUGUUUCUAAACCUUUUUUAUGUGGUGUCUCCCUUUCUGUAACCAGAAGCAUCCUAAGGCACACCACUGUUCUACUAACCACAAUCACUUGAUGUCUCAUACACAUACUCAACUGUCCGAAGAGGCAGGACUACCUGAGAAGCCAGUAAAAAAAGAAGCUCCGAGAUUAGAGUUUGCAGACACAGCACUUAGUGAGCACUUCGGGCACAUCUCCCAGCAACUUCAUCUGUUUGCCUGCCCCUCCGUACCUCAUAGCCAAGUUGCGUGCCCACUGUCCACUGGCCCUUUGAGACUUUCUGGCACCACACACCAAACCAGAUGGACUGUAGAAACCAGGAGACGCUUCCAGUGUGCUCAAGCACAGUGACUGCAACACAGUGAUCGUAGAUCUGCUUUUAUGCUAGCCUCUCCAAGUAGUUCUGCCGUCUUCUGGCAUGUCUAGACCACCUGAGGAGCUUGUCCCUCUCAGAUUCAGACCCAGGUGUACUACACUAUUUUUUCCACAGCACACCUGAGUAGCUCUCAUGGUGCAUCACUAAUACCGUGUCACACUGGUUGAAAAACCCUGCUCUCCACUAAUGACUUUUUCAAAAGCAAACUGGAAUUAGGCGCUCAAAUCAAUAAGUUUCUGUUGAAUGUGCCCAGCCCUACCAGUUAUUCUCUUCUAGUGCCCUAUAGCAAAAAUAUCAUUCCAGAGGUUUUGCAAAGUUUUCUUGCAACUGUAUAUGCAUAGUUGAUAAAUGAGGGUCCAUUUUAAAAUAUGCAAAUAUGUACAGCUGAAGCCACCAUCAAAAAUGAUAUAUUUAUGAAAGUGAGGGGUGAAAAUAUACAUAUGACUAGUUUUACUCAGUUUAAGCCAGUAUUUCUACUUCACACAUUGGAAACAUUCAGCUGAUCUGGCCAACGAUAAACAUCUCCUCUGAAAGUUGUUUCAUGGAGGAUACUUGUGAACACUCUAAUCCUUUAAAGCUGUGCUAUGCAUCAGAUACAGCAUUAAGCAGUGCAGCAGUCAGACACCAGCUAUUGAUCAUUAAUAUAUAUUUACUACUGGCAGUUUAUUUAUACAUCACACAAGAUGUUUCAAAGGUUUCCUCUGCAAGCCCCCAGUCAUAAUGUGCACAAUGACACUAAUAAAUGCUUGGUACAACAUGCCGACUUCUCUGCUUUUCCUUUGGUAGAAUCAUUUUGUCCACAAAACAUUCAUUGUUUGCCACCACAUGAACUUUUAAUCCAUUUUAAAUUUUGUCUGUCAAGACUCAGCACUUUGGAAAAGGCAGUUAUUCUGAGAUAAUUAUUUUGCAUCAGGUAUAUUUUAAGAAAGUACUUUAGUUUGAUCUCUUUCAACCACUUUUCAGCUGGCUGUGCAAGUAUGAAGACUGGAAGUUUUAUUAAGUAGAAUUUUUUUUGCCAGUGAAAUUUAGUUUACAAUAAUUUAGACAGACAGGCAACUGCAAAAAUUUAAAGGUAACAUCUGACCUGUAUUUAUUUUGUUUGAGUGGAAUCCACAUCAGCAUGGAAGACAAUUUGAUUUAUUACUCUGAAUUGGCUCAUAUGAAUGUGUCUCCGUAGGGGUGUAUGCAUAAAUGUGAAUAAAAUGGUUUAUUUAAAUACAUUGUCAGCAGGGUAAAAAAUGAGACUCUAAUGUGUACAUUUAUAAAAUAACCUGUGCACAUCUCAUUUCUCAGUAGCACGUAUCGUUUUUUUGUGCAGAAUCAUUCUAACUUAGUUUUUCUUUAAGCAGCAACAUAGCUUAAAAAUAUUUAUUUUGACAUCAUUUUACUGCAUCAUGCAUGCUUGGCCACUUAUAUAUAUACUGCACAAAAUCAAUGAAAUCUGGCUAGUGAGGGGAGCAAAUACAUUUGAAAUAAUUCAGGUGUAGCCACAUAAAUUGUUAACAUUUCCAGAUGUUGACAUUUUUGGCUUAUAAAACUUUGUUACAUUCAUUUUGAAAUUCUAGUAGUUUUCUACUGUGUUAAUAUUGUGGUAAAAUGUUUUGGAUAUCUCCACGAAACAGGCAUGCUUCUAAUAUAUUGAAUUAAACAAUAUAAAGUCAGAUGAUUUUCCUCUUGUACCAUUUACUUUUAAAGUGUUCGGCAGUUCACCUGUAAUAAUAAUAAUAAUACAUUUUAUUUAUAUAGCACCUUUCCCAUGCCCAGGGUGCUUACAAAGCAACAUCUCUUUAACUUAGCUUACCAUUUUCAUGUGAUUUCUGUUUAUUCAUGGACUUGCUUAAACCCAAAUUUUAAAAUGGAAUUUGAAGUGAAAGCAUUUGAUGAGAACACACAAAUCCGUCAUUAAUGCAGUAGGUGUCCAUGUGAUUUACUGAAUUAUUGCAUAGCUUUAUUUUUUGUAACUUUUUUUCAAAGUUUGAGGUUUUUUUUUUUUAGUUUUUGUGUGCUUCAGAUUUUGAAAAUACAUUUUAAAAUCCAUGAGAACUAAAAUUUUUGUUGUGCAUGCUUUAAGUGCCAGUUUUUCUGAUAUUAACACAUUCCCAGCAAUGUCAGCAACAAAGCUCUGAGAGGUCCAGUUCAUAACUGAGUGUUUACUGCACAUGCAUCUUAUAUUAUUGUGAAGGGAAUAUAUAUGAUAAUUUCAUUUAAAUAUUACCAUACUCAUUUUAUAUUUUCCUUACCAUUUACACAGAAAUCUUAAAUGUUCAAGAAUUUAAAAAGACAGAUUUCUGAGUUUCCCAUUUAUUUUCAUUUUGUUUUCUAUUUUCUUUUUACAUUGCUCAGCAUUUUCAAUUUGUUUAAUUUCUGUGUUUUUUUCUUUGUUGACACCUUGCAAUAUAAUGCUUCAAUAACAUAAAGGACAUAUUGUUGGUUUUAAAUCUUUCUUGCCAUCAUGGACUUGCACUGGCUGUGCUCCGACCAGUUUUAACCCUCUCUAGCCAGUGUAAGCACUAUUAAACCAAAUUAAUGCUUGAUUACCUCAGAGCAUCAUCAAGCUACAUUAGGUGAGCUUUAUCCUCAGGACAGCCCUGCACCGGCCAGUUAGGAGCAUGACAGGUAUUAGAAACUUUAGUCUCUGUACCUAAUGAGCCAAGAGUAAAAGAAAUGGACUUUAGACUUUUCUAGGAACCAUGAGUGAAGUUGUUUUAAAAUGAACUUUUAUUACCAUCACAUUAUAAAAGUAGACUGUGGUCAUAUUUGUCAUUACUGUUUCAAGAAUAAUACCAUUUUACCUUUACAUUUGGAUGUUUGACUCUUAAAUGGUAUUUUUCUGUUUAAAUGUACAAAUGAGAAAGAAGAGCACUGCUAAUCACAUUUGUCUUGUUAUCAUUUGUACCUUCUGAAACUAGCAGCACAGAUUGAGAAUGGCAUUGCACACUAUGGAAAAUAGUGUACUGCCUCUCCCUGGAAGUAAAGAUCCAUAAUAUUUCAAACACACAACUCUACAGGUUCAUAAAGACUUAAGCUUAUGUUAAUUUUGCAAUCAUACUGAUCCAAAGUUAAUUAUAAGGGAACAAGCAUUCUAUCCUAUAAAAUGCAAUUUAUAAAGAGUUUUUUUUUUUUUUUUUAAUAAUGAUGUAGAAAGUAAUCCUUCCGCACCUCUAAUCAGUGAGGAACUAAACAGAAAGUUACAUGUAAAUACAGUUUUUUAAAAAGUUACUCUUAAUGGUCAUUAGAGAAGGCAAUGUCAGAAUAAUUCAUUUGUAUUAUACUAGGGACAGUUUUGUUCCAAAUAGUCAAGAAUAAUAAUUGGGCAGAAAUUUAGGAGGUCUGAGAAGAAGGUGGAACGAGCAGUCUUUUAGAAUGAACUGGUGAGAGAUGAGAGAAGUUAGACUGGUCAUAAUGGAAAUGAAUCCCAGUGAUGGCUCAAGGAUGACACCAAAGUUCACAGUUGAAUGAAACAGUUCAGAUCUUUUCAAUUAAAAGUAAAUCUUCAAAAAUAGCAUUUCCUAAUUCUGUAUGAUAUUUUAAAUCAUGCUUUGAAGCAGCAGAUUAUUAUGUGGCUCUGGGAAAAAAAAAAAAAAAAAUCUCUUAAAAAAAUCUGUAGGUGUUCCGGUGACAAUACUGUAAAGUUAAGACCCACAAAGUUGGACAUUUGCAGAACUGUUCUGUGCUAUAGUGAGUUUGACUUUCUUUUUGUCCUAAUUUAGUGGCAUUAUUGUACAGAACCCUUGUUAUUAAACUUUGUGGGACUUUUAGUUUGGGGAGUGGAGCAAGAGACUUACUUAUUUUACAGUGGAAUCAGGUUGAUGAUUUUGCCAAACAUUUUAAGUAUGUCCAGUAUUUAUUUGGACAUUGCAAUAUUGCAUCUGGGUUUUUUUUUUCUGUAUAUAAGUCACUCAUUGUAUAUGGCUAUUAUUACGUCUAGCAGAAAUAUAUAAAUAUAUUUUUUCUGUGUUUUUUUUAACAUUUCCAAAGUUAGGUCUGCAUUACAAACCACACUGUUCUGAAGCAAGCACAGCAUCACACCUGUGUUGGAGUUAAGCGCUUAUUCCUGAAAGUAACAGUUUGGUUUGGUGUGUUGACUAUGUUGAAAAUUGAGAAAAAAAAAAAUGCUAUUGUAUCUUUAUUAUACAUGUUUCUUGGGGGAAUUUAAUUUUCUUGUUAUAUUUUUUCCGUCUUAGAAGCUAUAUCAGCAUUUCUGAUCAUGCUGUUUCAAAUGCUCUGCUUUGAGAUCAAGCACAGUAAUGAAUCAUGGAGUCAAUAAGUUUGACUAAGACGCUGAAUACAUGUUUGUUCAAUGUGUUGGCAAUUUAAAAUGCUAUUAUAUUUAUCAUAAAUGUUUGUGGGGCUAAAAAACAGAAAAAAAAAAUACCCCUUUCUUGUUUUUAUUAUGUCUGUACAAAAAGUGAUGUAAUCAUUUUUUGUUUUAUUUCUGUAGUGAUAUGUAUUUGCUAUGCUAUUUGCGUCACUGCCAUAUUUUUUACUUGCUUAUAAAAAUGUUCAUUUAAAUGUAUAUGAAUUAUUUGAGAAUCACUUCUUACCCAGAGGGUUGUGUCCUGUGUA
Erpetoichthys calabaricus (reedfish) is the source of this 12645-nucleotide messenger RNA. Its product is annotated as protein Daple-like. Lineage: Eukaryota; Metazoa; Chordata; Cladistia; Polypteriformes; Polypteridae. The transcript is spliced from 2 exons. Gene Ontology annotation, biological process: regulation of transcription by RNA polymerase II. Gene Ontology annotation, molecular function: DNA-binding transcription factor activity, RNA polymerase II-specific; RNA polymerase II transcription regulatory region sequence-specific DNA binding. Gene Ontology annotation, cellular component: nucleus. The record is from RefSeq and is a predicted model, not a curated record. Bases 830 to 3994 code for a protein of 1054 amino acids.